AUGCCAGUUGAUCUGAAUGGGUAUUGGAAAAUGAUCUCAAAUGACAACUUCGAGGAGUACUUAAAGGCCCUCGAUGUUAAUGUUGCCAUUAGGAAAAUUGCCACCUUGUUGAAGCCCGACAAAGACAUCAGUCAUGAUGGCGACCACGUGGUCAUCAAGACUCUCAGUACCUUUAAGAACUACAACAUGGAUUUCCAUGUUGGCAAGGAGUUUGAGGAGGAUCUGUCAGGGGUGGAUGACAGAAAAUGCAUGACCACUAUCUCAUGGGAGGGAGACAAUCUGGUGUGUGUGCAGAAGGGAGAGAAAGAAGGAAGAGGCUGGACCCAUUGGGUGGAGGGGGAUGAGCUUCAUCUGGAGCUGAGAGCUUGUGGAGCUGUGUGCAAGCAGGUCUUCAAGAAAACCUAA
Messenger RNA from Salvelinus namaycush (lake trout), 405 nucleotides. RefSeq names its product retinol-binding protein 1-like. The record is from RefSeq and is a predicted model, not a curated record. Gene Ontology annotation, biological process: fatty acid transport. Bases 1 to 405 code for a protein of 134 amino acids. Gene Ontology annotation, cellular component: cytosol; nucleus. Lineage: Eukaryota; Metazoa; Chordata; Actinopteri; Salmoniformes; Salmonidae. Gene Ontology annotation, molecular function: fatty acid binding. The transcript is spliced from 4 exons.